This is a messenger RNA of Cimex lectularius (bed bug), 379 nucleotides long. It is a transcript of the gene Rpb10, whose product is annotated as DNA-directed RNA polymerases I, II, and III subunit RPABC5. Gene Ontology annotation, cellular component: RNA polymerase II, core complex; RNA polymerase I complex; RNA polymerase III complex. Gene Ontology annotation, biological process: transcription by RNA polymerase II; transcription by RNA polymerase I; tRNA transcription by RNA polymerase III. Bases 117 to 320 code for a protein of 67 amino acids. The transcript is spliced from 3 exons. Lineage: Eukaryota; Metazoa; Arthropoda; Insecta; Hemiptera; Cimicidae. Gene Ontology annotation, molecular function: DNA binding; zinc ion binding; DNA-directed RNA polymerase activity. The record is from RefSeq and is a predicted model, not a curated record.
AACGAACGACAAACGUGCUUCUGUUUUCUAACAAACGAAGGAGGUUUCACCGAAACUAUUUGAUGGUUUUUAUUUCUUAGAAGAUCAACAAUUAUAGUAUAUUUUGGAUUUAAGAGAUGAUUAUUCCAGUUAGAUGCUUUACAUGUGGUAAAGUGAUUGGCAACAAGUGGGAAUCAUAUCUCGGACUUCUUCAGGCAGAAUAUACUGAAGGUGAUGCCCUUGAUGCCCUUGGACUGAAAAGAUACUGUUGCAGGAGAAUGCUGCUUGGACAUGUUGAUCUUAUUGAGAAACUUCUUAAUUAUGCACCACUUGAAAAAUAAACUCUUUAAUGUAUAAAUACUAAUAAUGUGAUGUAAAUAAAUACUGUUUUUCACCAUAA